GUUGGCACCAUGGUAGACUCCCAGUAUGUCUUGCCCAAUGAUAUUGGCAUUGCAAACUUGGACUGUGCCGAAGCUUUCCAGCUGCUGUCGCCGGAAGAGCGGCUCUACGCCCACUACCUCUCGCGGGCCUGCUGGUACGGAGGCCUAGUGGUGUUGCUGCAGACCUCCCCGGAGGCACCCGCAAUCUACGCCCUUAUCUCUCGGCUCUUCCGGGUCCAGGACCCUGCUCAAUUAGGAGAGUUGGCACACUCCCUUGGUCUCUCCGAUGAGGAGUAUCAGGCAUUCUUGGUUUAUGCUGCUGGCAUAUACGCCAAUAUGGGUAACUACAAAUCCUUUGGGGACACCAAAUUUGUGCCUAACCUUCCCAAGGAGAAGCUGAAAAAGUUGGUGUGGGAGAGCCAGGCCUUCAAGGAGCAUCCGGAAGAAAUGGAAGCACUAUGGGGCAGAUGUGGAGAUCUCAUGUUCUCCCUAGAACCGACACAAAAGCACUUGGGACUCUGUGGUCAGGGUAUCUCCACAUACUUCUCGGCAAACUGCUCCAUGGCAGAUGCAAAGCUGGCCCAGGAAUUUCUCGACUCGCAGAACAUCAGCGCUUACAACACAAGGCUUUUCAGAACGAAGACACACAGCAAAUUAUGCUAUGAGGUUCGGCUGGCCUCGGUACUUUCCAGUGAUUCCAAGCUUGAUGGUGAAAUGAAUGCGAAAAUGAAGUGCUUUGAGUUUGGAGGCUGUGAUUUCACGGUGACACGAGGCGAUUACGCCCCCCUUCUGCAAAAAGUUGUGGAGAACUUGCAGAAGGCCGUGCCACACGCAGCCAACCCCAUGCAGGCCGAGAUGCUGACCCACUACAUCAGCAGUUUCACCCGGGGCUCCAUUGCAGCUCACAAGGAGGGCUCCCGCUGCUGGAUCCGGGACAAGGGGCCCAUUGUGGAGAGCUACAUCGGCUUCAUUGAAAGCUACCGAGAUCCAUAUGGCUCAAGAGGGGAGUUUGAAGGAUUUGUGGCUGUUGUGAACAAAGCCAUGAGCGCAAAGUUCGCUCGGCUGGUGGCAGCUGCAGAGGAUCUGCUGGAGAAGCUGCCUUGGCCCCGUGCUUUCGAGAAAGACGCUUUCCUGAAGCCUGACUUCACUUCACUGGAUGUGUUGACCUUCGCUGGAAGCGGGAUCCCUGCUGGCAUAAACAUCCCAAACUAUGAUGAUAUCCGCCAGACAGAUGGGUUCAAGAACGUCUCGCUGGGCAAUGUCCUGGCCGUGGCUUAUUCGACGCAGAAGGAAAAGCUGACUUUCCUUGCAGAGGAGGACAAGGAUCUCUACAUCAAGUGGAAGGGACCCUCCUUCGAGGUGCAGGUCGGACUGCACGAACUCCUGGGCCAUGGCAGCGGGAAGCUUUUUGUCCAGGACGACUCGGGUGCGUUCAAUUUCGACCGGGAUGCAGUAAUCAACCCAGAAACUGGGGAACUGGUUCGGACUUGGUACCGGGGUGGUGAGACUUGGGACAGCAAGUUUUCAAGCGUGGCGUCGACUUACGAGGAGUGUCGGGCAGAGUGUGUGGGGCUGUACCUUUGCCUGAACAAGGAGGUAUUGAGGAUCUUUGACCUUGAAGGAGAAGACGCUGAGGACGUGAUCUAUAUUAACUGGCUGAACAUGGUGCGCGCUGGACUGUUGGCACUGGAGUUCUACACGCCAGAAUCUGGAACGUGGCGCCAGGCUCACAUGCAAGCUCGCUUUGUCAUCCUGAGGGUUCUCCUGGAGGCCGGUGGAGGGCUGGUGUCGCUCCAGCGCAUCACAGGGGCAGACGGCAAGCCUGAUGCGAUUGUCUCCCUGGAUCGCAGCAAGAUCACCACGGUGGGGAAGCCUGCCCUUGAGAGAUUUCUCUGCAAACUGCAGGUGCUGAAGUCCACGGCAGAUGUGGCAGGGGGGCGUGCGCUCUACGAGGCAUACUCUGCCGUGACAGAUGAAGAGCCGGAACGCUUCCUCACCCUGCGCCACACCGUGCUACUGCGCAAAGAAGCCCGUAAGCUGUUCGUACAAGCAAACACCCGCUUGGAAGGCGAGGAUGUGGUACUGGUGCAAUACGACAGCGAUGCAGCAGGAUUGAUCAAAUCCUUCCGUGACCGCUUUCCUGAAGAUGCUGAAUUCCUGGAACAGCAGCUUUUGAAGCUGGCACAGGCCGAUGCCCACUUCUGGGCAAGCUGAGGCCCUGAGCAGCGCAGGCCCUGGCCCUCCUACCCUCUGUGGACUCCCCCUUGGCCUGCCGCCCAGGCAUGCCAAGAGUUCCUCGACCCUC
This is a messenger RNA of Euleptes europaea (tarantolino), 2284 nucleotides long. It is a transcript of the gene DPP3, whose product is annotated as dipeptidyl peptidase 3. Gene Ontology annotation, biological process: proteolysis. The coding region runs from base 10 to 2193 and encodes 727 amino acids. Gene Ontology annotation, cellular component: cytoplasm. The transcript is spliced from 17 exons. NCBI's taxonomy places the organism in Eukaryota, Metazoa, Chordata, Lepidosauria, Squamata, Sphaerodactylidae. Gene Ontology annotation, molecular function: dipeptidyl-peptidase activity; metalloexopeptidase activity. The record is from RefSeq and is a predicted model, not a curated record.